AUGACAACUCAAGGACCCAUCGCUGCAGCUCCGAUAGCUGAGGUACCUCUCCCAGACCAAGAUGUUGCCAAGUCAACUGUCGACAUCAAGACUGGAGAGUUAGCUCACGAGAACGACUUGACCUUUGAUCCGGCAGCACUCCAAGCGAAGUAUCUCCAGGAGCGUGACCGACGUUUAGCACGAAAUGAAGGCGUAGAGCAAUACACACUCCUUGAUGGUAGCUUGGCACACUAUCUAGAAGACCCAUGGGUCGAGCCAGGAUUCAAACGUGACCCCAUCGAAGAAGAGACCGAGGUGGUGAUCAUCGGCGGCGGGUAUGGUGCUCAGGUCUGUGCUAUAAGACUAAUUGAGGCUGGUAUAAACGACUUCAAGAUUAUCGAGAAAGCAGGUGACUUUGGAGGAACAUGGUAUUGGAACAGGUAUCCUGGAGCGCAGUGCGAUAUCGAAUCCUACAUCUACAUGCCCCUGCUCGAGGAAGUCGGAUACAUGCCGACAGAGAAAUACGCGCGUGCCAAAGAGUUGCUUAAACAUUCACGCAUGAUUGGCGAGAAAUACGAUCUCUACUCGCGUGCCUUGUUCCAGACCGAAAGCAAAGAGAUGCGAUGGAACGAAGAAGAGGGGAAAUGGACAACUCACACGGCGCGAGGGGAUAAGAUAAAAUCGAGAUUUGUGAUCCCUGCUGCUGGCCCUCUUCAUCGGCCAAAAUUCCCUGGCUUGAAAGGUAUCGAAGAUUUCAGGGGCCAUUCUUUUCACUCUUCACGAUGGGACUAUGAUUAUACGGGUGGCGAUUCCUCGGGUAACUUACACAAGCUAAAAGACAAGCGCGUAGCUAUCAUCGGUACGGGUGCGACAGCCGUUCAGAUAGUGCCUCAUUUGGGAGAGUGGGCAAAGAAACUUUACGUCUUCCAGCGCACCCCUUCGUCGAUUGACGUUCGUGGCAAUCGCCCGACUGACGAGGCAUGGGUACAGUCGCUCCAGAAGGGAUGGCAGAAGAAGCGCAUGGACAAUUUCGACAACAUCGUCAAUGGUGGUUACGAAGAAGUAGAUAUGGUAUCCGAUCGUUGGACAGAUAUCAUUCGGUCCCUGUUAACCGCUGGUAUCGACCCAAACAACCCGGUGGAAGCUGCAGCCAAACGCCAGAUCGCUGAUUUCAAGAAAAUGAACGCUAUCCGCGCUCGAACGGAUGAGAUUGUGAAGAACAAGGAGACGGCCGAUGCGUUAAAGCCAUGGUACAACCAAUUCUGCAAGCGUCCCUGCUUCCAUGACGAAUACCUACCCACCUUCAAUCGCCCCAACGUCGAACUCGUCGACACCAAAGGCCAAGGCGUUGGCCGCAUUACUCCCAACGGCAUCGUGGCAAACGGGCAAGAAUACGAAAUCGAUUGUCUAGUGUACGCCACUGGCUUCGAACUCGCAAACGAAUGGUCGCACAAGACCGGCAUCGAGAUCUACGGCCGCGACAACAUAACCAUCACUGAGAAGUGGGCCGAAGGCGCCCAAACACUUCAUGCUUGGGGAACACGGAACUUCCCAAACUGCUUGUUCGUUCAGAUCGUCCAAGGAGCCCUGACACCGAACUUCAUGCACGUCACCAACGAACAAGCGAUCCACUAUGCGUACAUCAUAUCUGAAUGUAAGAAACGUGGGUUCAGGACCAUAGAGCCGACAAAGGAAGCGGAGGAGGGGUGGACACAGACGAUCGUUGAUGGAACUGCUAUUCGGGGCGAUUUUCUGAAGGAGUGCACGCCAGGUUACUACAACAAUGAGGGCAAGGCGAGCGAGAGUGCUAAGAGGAAUGCAACCUAUGGGUAUGGAAGCCCGGCCUUCAUCAAGAUCUUGACUGAGUGGAGAGAGGAGGGAGGGAUGAAGGGCGUGGAUGUUACGUACGCCAAGGAGUAG
This is a messenger RNA of Alternaria burnsii, 1899 nucleotides long. Its product is annotated as fad nad-binding domain-containing protein. Bases 1 to 1899 code for a protein of 632 amino acids. The record is from RefSeq and is a predicted model, not a curated record. The transcript is spliced from 2 exons. Lineage: Eukaryota; Fungi; Ascomycota; Dothideomycetes; Pleosporales; Pleosporaceae.